CCAGGCUUGGUGGCCCUUUCUUUUCCUUCCUGGCUUCCCCUUUGGGAGUGUAACGUUGUGUUCCCACUUGUACUGCCUUCUUUCAUUUCUGCUGGCAGUACGAGCAUCAUUAAGGAACCGCUCCUCAAUUUUCUUUGCCCAUAUUUGCUAUAAAUUCAGAAAGUACUUGUAAGUGUUCUUGAAAUUGCUAACUAAUGACCAAAUACAUCCCGUUUGCACUUCUCACGGACCCAAAGCGGUUAAAUCGGAAUCACUCUUGAUUCGAUCUAUUGCCUUGUGCGUAAUAACAAUAUAGUACGAUGUGUGAUGAUGUUGGUCAACUGAAAAUUACAACACGACAAUAAAAGAUUAAGAUUCUAGGUUCAAAAGGUCCACGAGAUCACAGAUUGGAAAAUACAUGUCCAUUGUGCUACAAUAAUAAUUAUUUACUCAGACUCUAGCGGCACGCAUAACAAAGAAAAUUCACUUACCAACGUAAACAGGGAACGUGAAGCUCUAUAAUUGAUCAACACUAACAUAGCACUACCACGCCAGUCCGUAAUGCAACGCGGCUCACAUUUAAACGUACGUCAAAACGCAACAUCACUUCCGUUGUCGAUACAAUACUGUCAGUACCUAAAAGAACGAAAAGUCAGUACAAUAGCGUUGCGCUAAAAAUAGAUUUUGUCACCUUUGGACCCCCCGCAUGACUCAGACAAAAAUUGCCAGUUCUUGUCUGCGUUUACCAAAAAACAUAUUUGUUCUAGGUAUUCCCCAGGAGGAUUGGGAGGACACAUUUUAAUAAUAAUUGCAGUAUUUAUAGAACAUGUAAUCUUUAAAUGUUUUACAUAUGGUGCCGUUUUUGUGGGUGGUGGAACAUGAUGCAUAAUGAAAGUGUAGGAAGGGGGGUUCUACACAAGUUUAUGCUGAAAAAAGUCGUGCUGGCUUCUCUUUUAGGCAGUGCCUAAAUCUAUAUAUUACAUUUACCUGAGUAGGAAGAAAAUUUGGUGUGGUGGGAAGGUUAGGGGAUGUUGAACCCCCAGUUGACUUCUACUUUGACAGAUAGUCAAUUUGUCUUUUUUAUCUUUUUACCAAACGUAACAAACGUGCCGAGGAUGACUGGAACGAGGGGUUUACGUCAUAUCAGGAACGGAAGUGACUCGCACAUUCUCAAAGCAACAGCGUUCAUGCGACUUCUACAAGACCAUAGCGAAACCAGUGCGAUUUAUUACAGAUUUUUUACGUAGAAAAAAGGUUUUUGAUCGACGAAAAUGUCCAAUCGGUGCAUUGUAUUCGGUUGUGGCAAUGUACCGUCGCAAAAAGAAGGGAUAUCCCUGCAUCUGAUACCAUUUUAUGGUGACGACCGACCCGAGGCAAAGAGUCGUAGAAGGCGCUGGAUCGAUUUCGUGAAGGGGAAUCGAGUAUGGAAGCCAGGUACAACUGCAUCGAUCUGCUCAAAGCACUUUUUGCCGAACGAUUUUCCAAACGUGUAUGCUGGUGAGGUGAGGAAAAAGCGGCUGAAAGUAGACGAUUUCGGCGUGUCUGUUUGGCCGACCGUGCAUAUGAGAAGGAAAGAUGAGGAGACAGCUCCCCAAACAAAACGCACCCAAAGAAUGACUGAUGUUAGCACUGGUUUGUUUAUGCCUGACACGUGGGCCAUCCCGUCAACUUCAUCCGCGCCUGAGACUGCUGUAGCCACUGCUGAAAGUGACGCUGAGAUUGAACCCUUUGAUAAUACCACAUCUGUACCUGAGACUAUGUAGAUGAACUGUACAUGUUCCUGCUACAAUCGAGUGAAGAUGAGCUGGCUUCAGCAAUAAAUGAACUACAGGAGCUGACACCAGCGCCAAUGGUCUCUAUGAUGGAGAGAGAGUCAAGAGAGGUGGCCUUGGAAAGGCAUUCAAA
Messenger RNA from Nematostella vectensis (starlet sea anemone), 1884 nucleotides. RefSeq lists its product as uncharacterized. Gene Ontology annotation, molecular function: sequence-specific DNA binding. NCBI's taxonomy places the organism in Eukaryota, Metazoa, Cnidaria, Anthozoa, Actiniaria, Edwardsiidae. The coding region runs from base 1251 to 1742 and encodes 163 amino acids. The record is from RefSeq and is a predicted model, not a curated record. The transcript has 4 exons.